Messenger RNA from Nanorana parkeri, 883 nucleotides. RefSeq names its product POU class 2 associating factor 1 (gene POU2AF1). Lineage: Eukaryota; Metazoa; Chordata; Amphibia; Anura; Dicroglossidae. Gene Ontology annotation, biological process: positive regulation of transcription by RNA polymerase II. The record is from RefSeq and is a predicted model, not a curated record. Gene Ontology annotation, cellular component: RNA polymerase II transcription regulator complex. Bases 92 to 883 code for a protein of 263 amino acids. The transcript is spliced from 5 exons. Gene Ontology annotation, molecular function: transcription coactivator activity; DNA binding; POU domain binding.
UCAAAGGCAAAAAAAUUUCCAUACUUAAAGCCUUCAAACUGUCAAACUGUCGACUUCAAAGAAGAAAAACUCUAGCCUGCUGUCACAGAACAUGCACUGGCAAAAAUCCGUGACUUCAGAACAACAUCAAAACAGUCAGACCAGACCAUACCUUGGUGUGCGUGUAAAGGAACCAGUCAAAGAACUUCUGAAGAGAAAAAGAGGGAGUGCCAGUGCAACUAACACUACAACCUCCCAGGUGACAUCAACUUUCCAGACAUAUCCAUCCUACACACCAGUAGCAGUCUCAAGCUCCACUGACAUGUCCUAUGUUGAUCUGGAUGCUACAACAACAGCAUUGCCUAUCCAUGAUGAAAGCAUCUUGUACGCUGGAUUGAUUUCACAACCACCCUCUUUUCAACCCUUAACGCAGUGGACAACAUGUCCAGAGUACAUUUCUCAUGAAAGUGUUAGCUGUCCUUAUACAACGGAUAUGUAUGUUCAGCCAAUGUGUCAAGGUUAUACAGUGGUUGGCCCACCUUCUGUGUUAACAUAUACUUCACAGCCUCUUCUAACAAAUUUUACAACACGAAAUAGCACUCAGUGUGUUGCUACUCAGUUAGAAUAUGCCGAUCAGCAAGCUUCGCUAACUUACUUCCCAUGGGCUCAGCCAAUUCCAUCCUUGCCAACAGCAACUCAUUCUAUACCCUACCAAGCAACAGCAACCACAUUCCAAAGCCCACAAUUUGUCCCAAUACCAAUUUCUUUACCAGAUCCUUUGCCAGAAGAACUGAAUGACUCAAGGCAAGCCAUCAACAAUGUGCCAAUUGAAAAAAUAUUACAUGGAGAAGAAGGGAGUGACUCAUAUGUUCUUCAUCAUACUCUGUCUAUUGAAGGGCUUUAA